AUUUUUGUAAGUUAUUAUUUUAUGUAGUGUAAUAAUACUAAUAAUUUAGUAAAUAUUGUAAAUUAAUACUAUAUUAUUUAUAAAAUUAUGUUUUUGGAAUGCUUAAUUUGCGGGGAUAUAGCAUCAGGCUAUAAUUAUGAGUGCAUAACCUGUUGCUCGUGUAAAGUGUUUUUCCAUAGGAAUCAUGAUAACAAGGCACUGGAUCACCCUGUUUAUAAUGAAAAGGAAAAUGAAUUGGAGUUCAUUAACCAAGGGGAUACAUUCACGUGUUAA
Oppiella nova is the source of this 273-nucleotide messenger RNA. Lineage: Eukaryota; Metazoa; Arthropoda; Arachnida; Sarcoptiformes; Oppiidae. The record is from the annotation of a GenBank genome assembly.